UUUACCUUUUCUGGUAGUUAAAGCUGCUGAAAGAACAAGCAGGAAUUCUUUGAGCUGCAGAAGGGCUGAGAUAUAAACCAGAGUGUAGACAUUGAUAUCUGAACAGAGGCGAGUCCAUGGACUAAACUUCAGCUAUAACUUCAGUGACAAAGAGAAGAGAACCUUUAGGGCAUCAUGGAUGAUGAUUUUGACCGCCGUAUGGAGCUGAGGAGGCAGAGGAGAGAGCAGAUGCGUCUUGAGGCUGAAAAGGUUGGUUUCACCAAUGACGAUGAUGAGGAGGCAGCUCGGGAGCGAAGGAGACGGGCAAGGGAGGAGAGAAAAAAGAUGAGGGACUUAGAGGAGUCUGGGACUAUGGAUGUGAUUGACAUAAACAGUGUGACAGGGACAGACUCCUCCAUCACCAUCACCAGUGGCACUGAAGGUGCAGACGAUGACCAGGCUUUGUUGGAUCGUUUGGCCAAAAGGGAGGAGCGCAGACAGCGGAGAAUGAUGGAAGCCCUGGAGAGGCAGAAGGAGACUGACCCCACCAACAGCACAGAUAAUGCACUGGAAGAGGAGGCCUCCAUCCGCAACAGCACACAUCAACAUGAAGAGGAAGAUGAUGGAAAGAACAAAGAGAAAUCACUGACGAAGGAGGUGGAAACCGCUGAUGCUAACUCCUGGAGGAAAGAGGAUGAAGACAAGAAGGAAGAGGAAAUGGAGGAGAUUCAGCACAUGGUUACAUCAUCAGAAAUAGAGAAAGACCAGCCAGAUUUAGAAGGAAAACAUGUUGAAGAGGAAGCUGUUGACAAGGAGGAAGACGAUACUAAAAGGAACCAAGAAGAGGAAAUGCAGAAAAAAGAAAUGGAAGAAAAACUCAGGUUAGAAGAGGAGGACAGGCAAAAAAGAGAAAUGGAAGAGAAACUCAAGAGAGAGGAAGAGGAAAGACAGCUAAAAGAGGAGGAAGAACAGAAGAACAGGGAAGAAGAAGAAAGACUACAAAAGGAAGCAGAGGAGAGGUUAAGAAAAGAGGAAGAAGAAAAGCAGAAACAGGAGAGUGAAGAAAAUGAGAAGAAACAAGAAGAGGAAAAACAGAAAAAGGGAAACAGAAGAAAGAAAGAGGCAGAAGAUAAGAAGAAAGAAGAAGAGAGGAGGAAAAAGGAGAUAGAGGAAAAGAAGAAGGAGGAGGAGGAGAAGCGGAAAAAGGAGGCUGAAGAGAAGAAGAAGAAAGAGGAAGAGGAGAAAUGCAAAAAGAGGGAGCUAGAAGAGAAGAAAAAGAAAGAGCAGGAGGAAAAGCUAAAGAGAUUUGGAUUUAAAGAAAAGACUGAACCAGCCAAACAGAAUGGCGCUCUGUUUGAGAAUAAACUCAAGAAAGCAGAGAAGGCACCAAGGGAGAAUGUUUCCUCCUCGAAGGCAGAUGACCUGGAGCGGCAGGAAGCAGAACGUAAGCUGCAGGAGCUGAAGCGCCGGAGGAACAAUGCAGAAAGUGAGGAAUUUGAGAAGAUGAAACUGAAGCAGCAUGAUGCAGAGGCUGAACUGGAGGAGCUGAAGAGGAAGAGGGAGGAGAGGAGGAAGAUCCUUGAAGAAGAGGAGAAGCAGAAGAAACAGGAGCUUGAAGACAAGAAAGUAAAAGAUCAAGAGGAGCGGAAGAAGAUGAGGGAGGAGAUAGAAAAGAGGAGGGCAGAGGCAGCAGAGAAGAAGAAACACAUGGAGGAGGAACCUGUUAAAUCUGCUUUCACUAUUGGUCACAAAGGCUCCUCCAAGAUCGGAGAGAAGGCAGAGUUCCUGAGCAAAUCAGCACAGAAAAGCAAUGUGAGAAUGUCACACACUCCAAUAGUGUCCAAGAUAGGCAACAGGUUGGAUCAGUACACUUCUGCCAUACAGGGAAACAAGGAUGUCAAAUCCUCCAAGUCUCCCGUGGCAGAUAUUCCGACUGGAGGCACGCGCAACAUCAAGAGCAUGUGGGAGAAGGGCAACAUCAGCAGCACCUCCGAAAGUCCAACCCCAGCAAAUAAGGAUGCUGCUGCUAUCAAAGUGGGUGUGGCAGGGCGUGUCAAUAAGUGGAUGGCCAAACCCACAGAGCCGGAGAAGAUGACACCAACAGAACCAGCAGCCGCAAAGCCAGCAGAUGUGAAACCAGCUGAUGCUGGCAACAAGAGAGGUCUAUGGGAAGCAAAGAAGAGCGCUGCGCCUGCCAAGGUUGCACCUGGAGGCAAAGGCAGGUUUGCCACAAAUGUGGGAGUGAGACCGUAGACUGCUCUGAUACUGAUCUACAUCCAGCCUCUGCGCCGAUAUUUCAUCCAGACUUUGUGAAAGUCUUCCAGCUUUGUAUUUAUCGAUGACGUUUGCACUGUCUCAUAAUGCCGCUCAGCCCUUCAUUAAGAUUUUUAUUUUUCAGAUUCAAAGAACUUGAAACUCUUUGUUUUCAAGCAGCAUAUUAUUUGUCAUGCCAGUAAUUCUUACUGAGCAGCACCAUCUUUAAUAGCCUUUUUUGUUUAACAAACAGAUGUUUUUACAAACAAAUCUGCAUCAGUCUAACAUGUUUUAUUUGAUGUUCUGCUUUGAAGCCACAGUGAUGUACACUUGUGCCGCAUUGGAGCUUUGAUGUUAUUUUGUUUGUUACAUUUUAGUGAAUUUCUUUUAUGUCAUCAAAGAGAAUCACACCUUCUGUGAGAACAUUAUAUGCUUUGAUCCAAGAUUGUAUCUAUGCAAGUUAUUUACUGUACGUCUUAUCGACCGCCAUGCAUAUUUUGCCCGACUUGCCUGUACGUACUUGAUUACCUCUGCUAACCGAUGGAGGAGAGCGGAGCUUAUGUAAUCAUCCCUUUCUGUUUGCAUGUCUGUGUGCAAGAUAGCUCACAAAGUAACCAAACGAUUCCAACAGAACCUCGUGGGCAGUUAGUUCUUUGUUGAUCGUUGUUGAUAAUGUGACCAAAUUGGGAAAAACAACAAAAUAUAAGACAACUGGCAUCACUGACUAAAGCCUGAUCAAUAACAAAACCAGGAUUUCUGACAGUUCACUGAACAAGCAAAGAGAUGCGAGAUUUUCCCCUCUCUGUGACAGUGUGGGCGUGUCACCCACUUAUGACCAAAAUAAGCUCUUUCCAGCUUAAAAUUUACCUGUAGCUUUGGAGGAUGUUUAACUUCAGCCAUAUUUAACAAAAUAUUUGACAUUAUCCAUUUUGGAAUUACAGCCAUUUAGACAUUUUCAGAGCCUAAAAGCAAUUUAACAAAUUAAAGGUAAGGAUAUUUUUUAAACACAAAUCACUUUUACUGCCAAUUUUCUUUAGACAGGUCAGGUGAUCAAUACAUGAACACUUCAAAGUGACAGAAUACGUCUUAGACUUGGCAUCAAGUAAUAACAAAUACAAAUAAUAUGGUACAGUAUGAUAAAUCAAAAAGUGAGUUCU
Molecule: messenger RNA, 3389 nt
Organism: Thalassophryne amazonica
Lineage: Eukaryota; Metazoa; Chordata; Actinopteri; Batrachoidiformes; Batrachoididae
Product: caldesmon-like
Exons: 17
Coding region: 175-2232 (685 amino acids)
Biological process (GO): angiogenesis; actin filament bundle assembly
Cellular component (GO): actin cytoskeleton
Molecular function (GO): actin binding; myosin binding
Source: RefSeq, a predicted model, not a curated record